Molecule: messenger RNA, 2538 nt
Organism: Solanum tuberosum (potato)
Lineage: Eukaryota; Viridiplantae; Streptophyta; Magnoliopsida; Solanales; Solanaceae
Exons: 7
Coding region: 1-2538 (845 amino acids)
Source: RefSeq, a predicted model, not a curated record
AUGGAGAACAACAUGUCACAGAAAGGUUACAACCAAAUGAUGCAAUUGUUGAAAGAUUUUUUACCUGAAGAUAACAUAGUGCUUGAUAACUAUUAUCAAACAAAAAAGUUGGUGCGUAGCUUGGGUUUGCUAGUUGAGAAGAUUGAUUGUUGUGAAUCAGGAUGUAUAUUAUAUUGGGGUGAUGAUGAGAACCUUACAUCUUGUAAAUUUUGUGGCAAUCAGAGGUAUAAACGUCGUGUAGGCUCUCGUAAGAGGAAAUUGGUCCAUUUUAAGAAAAUGUAUUAUUUUCUUUUGAUUCCUAGAUUAAAAAGAUUAUAUGCAUCUCAUGCUACAGCUGCUGAUAUGAGAUGGCAUCAUGAGCAUACACAGGACGAAUGGAUAAUCCGUCAUCCAUCAGACUCUGAUGCUUGGAAACACUUCAAUGAAACUCAUAUCUUUUUUGCCAAUGAACCAAGAAAUGUAAGAUUGGGGUUAUGUACGAAUGGUUUCCAACCAUUCAGUCAGACUGGGAGGAAUAACUCUUCGUGGCCAGUGAUUGUAACUCCAUAUAAUUUACCUCCAGGAAUGUACAUGAAGGAAGCGUAUAUGUUCUUACCUGUCAUUAUUCCAGGGCCAAACAAUCCCAAACAUAAAAUUGAUGUUUAUCUGCAAUCUAUAAUAAAGGAAUUGACCUUGUUGUGGGAGACAGGUGUAGAAGCAUUUGACAUUUCAAAAAAGCAAAACUUUCAACUAAGGGCAGCUUUGAUGUGGACUAUAAGUGACUUUCCAGCAUAUUCUAUUCAUAGGAUGUUUCUUGACCAACAUCAUCCUUUCCGGAGAGAUCGUAAAAACGUUUUUAAAGGCAAGACUGUCAAAAGAUUUCCACCACCUUACAAAACAGGAGAGGAGAUUUUGAACCAAAUUUGUGACUUAGGGAUAAGGAAAGUAACUGAGUUAGAUGCAGAAGAGGUUAAUCGAAGAAUAUCUCUUAAUAUUGUUGAUAAAACCAAAGACAAUUCACAAUCACGUUUGGAUAUGGUAAACUAUUAUGAUCGACCUCAGUUGGCAAAUGAUUCAAAUGGUAAAUACCCCAAAGCUGUAUAUACAAUAGACAAGGAAGAGAAAGCUAUCUUGUUUAAUUGGGUCAAAGAUUUGAAAUUUUCAGAUGGAGUUGAGCUUAUUUUUAUAGAUCUUACUUCAACCACUCUACGAGUGGAUGACAUGGAGAGAUUGGAAGCAGAUAUCCCACAAAUUUUGUGUAAGUUAGAACGUAUAUUUCCUCCAGGGUUCUUUGACUCGAUGGAACAUUUGCCUGUGCACCUACCAUAUGAAGCAAAGAUCGCUGGACCUGUACAAUAUCGAUGGAUGUAUCCUUUUGAAAGGUACCUUGGAACUCUUAAAAGGAUGAUUGGAAAUAAAGCUAGUGUUGAGGGUUCUAUUUGUGAAGCAUACUUGAUGACAGAGUCAACACUAUUAUUUUCUCAUUAUUUUGAACCUCAUGUCAUGACACGUAAUCAUAAUGUGGACCGUAAUGAUGAUGGUGGUAUUACGGAGGAUCUUGAAGGAAAUCUAUCAAUAUUCACCCAUCCAGGUCGACUAUGGGGAGAGACAAGAAAAAGAAAUUUAUCACUUGAUGAAAUCAAGGCCGCUCAAACUUACAUAUUACUAAAUUGUGAAGAGGUUGAGCCAUUUGUGAGUAUGUACGUGCAACGUUUGCAAGAAGAAUCUCCCAAUUUAUCACAGUGUCAGAUAGAUGAGAGCCUUGAGGCAUAUUUUUCUAUAUGGUUUAAGGAAUACGUCCGAUGCAAUCAUAUAGAGAAUAAAUUCUUGCGUAGCCUUGCUCAUGGACCAUUAAUAGGCGCUACAUGUCAUUCAAUGUAUUUUGUUAAUGGAUACAAAUUUCAUACAGAAUGUUAUGGUAGCGCUAGAUCAACAAUGAACAGUGGAGUUUGUAUCUCAGAUCCAAACUUUGGUGAUUACUAUGGACGGAUAAAAGAGAUUAUACAAGUGGAAUACCGUGAAGAACCUUUAAAGCAAACUGUCUUAUUCAAGUGUGAAUGGUUUGACCCAACUAUAGAUGUUGGUGUGAAGAAGCAUAAUCAAUACAAAUUGAUUGAUGUUAACCAACGUCGUCGGUAUAAAAAGUAUGAACCUUUUAUUCUUGCAAUGCAAGCAACACAAGUGUGUUAUGUCCCAUAUCCUAGCAAGAAAAAGGACAAGAUUGAUUGGCUAGCCGUAUUGAAGGUUAAACCUCGUAAUGUUGUGGAAUUACCUGAUGAGGAAGUGGCACCAACUCCAGAACUGAAUGUUCCAUUUCAAGUCAAUGAAGUUGAAGUCCAUGAGAUAGAUAUGAAUGUUUCUGUUGAUGAAGAAAUACUCUUACAUGAUUUAAAUGGGGGUGUACUUGAAAUGGAAGAACCCACUGAUGGGUUACAUCCAAAGUAUCAUGAAAUCCCUGGAGAAUCUACAGAGGAGGAGUAUGAAACUGAGGAGGAGUAUGAAUCUGAAGAAACUGAGGAGAAUGAGGAAGAAUUUGAAGAAGAUUUAGAUAGUGACUAG